AUGCCACACCGGACUCCCACAGCAGCGGGGGAGCUGCUGCCUGAGGGGAAUCAGCUUGCUGCUGCUGCUGCUGCUGUUGCUGCUCCGGCAUGCUGCAGCAGCCGCAGCUGCAGCAGGAACUGCAGAGAUACCUCCUCAGGCAGCAGUAGCAGCAGCAGCAGCAGCACUUGCUGUAUCCAUUCACAUCCCAUGCUGCAGCAACAGCAGCAGCAGCGGAGGACAGCAGCACCAGCUGCUGGUGGCGGCUGUUGCCACGCUGCCCGCCAUAGGCAUCAUAAACAGCACCAGCAGCAGCAGCAGCAACAGCAGCAGCAACAAUGUCGUGCGGCUGCCGACGGCCCUGGUGCCACUCUUGCUGCAGUGGACACAGCAGCAGCAGCAGCAACAGACACGCAGAUAAUUGCUGCUGCUGUGGCACGCGUGCUGCACUUACAGCGCCAGCAGCAGCAACAGCAACAGCAACAGCAGCAGCAGCAGCAGCAAGCGCAAGCAGCUCCCCCCCUGUCUCUGCUUGCCUUACAGAUGGAUGCUUUGCUGCUGCAGCACGGCAUCCCUCCUUUAUCAGCUAGAGGGACUUUGCUGCAGCACUUGCUGCUUCAGCAUUGGCCUGUGUUGCAGCAGCAACUGCAGCAGCAGCAGCAGCACACUAUGCUGCAGCAGCCACAGCAACAACAGCAGCAGAGAGACGGCACAGGGGCCCCACGCCUUAACUUAGAAAUCGUUGCAUACCAUCCACAGCAGCAGCAGCAACAGCAGCAGCAGCAACAGCAACAGCAGCAGCAGCAGCAGCAGCUGCAGCUGCAGCAUAUUAAGCAGGGUCUGCUUCGUCUUGGCAAGUUCUAUGAAGGUUUGCUGCUGCGAGAGGCGCGGCAUGUGCUGCAGCAGUGGCGCACGGAGGCAGCAGCAGCAGCAGCAGCAGCUGCUGCUGCUGCUGCAGUUGGGGAAAAACUGCAGCAAUCUGUUAACUGUUCGAGGCAGCGCAGGUUGCUGCGGUGUUGGAAGGCAGCAGCAGCAGCAGCAGCAGCUCGUCGGCAGCAGCAGCAGCAGCAGCAGCAAGCCCUUUCUUGUCUUUGCCGCUUUGUAUCACGACGUGCCUUAAGAGGGGCACUGCAGCACCUGCAGCAGCAGCUGCUGCUGCUGCAGCACAGCCGCAGCAGCAACAGCAGCAGACACCUUAAGGAGAAGGCCUUACGUGCUUGGUUUUGCUGCCUGCAGCAGCAGCGACGUGUUAGGCAGCUUGCUGUUGUUGCUGCUGCAGUGCGAGAGCAGCAGCAGCAGCAACAGCUGCAGCAGGCGUGGUAUGCAUGGAAGCAGCAGCAGCAACAGCACAGCAGCAGCAACGCUGUGCGUCUUCGUUUGUUCACUGCUGUGCAGCAGCAGCGGCAACAGCACCAGGUGCUGCUGCUGCUGCAGAAGCACUGCUGGCGGCAGCAGCGGCUGCGUGCUGCAGCAGCAGCUAUACAACGCCGUGUGUCCGUGCUGCUGCUGCAUGCAGUUAUACAGCAGUGGGGUGCAGCAGCAGCAGCAAGUCGUGAAGAAGCUGCUGCUGCUGCACCGCAGCAGAGUGCAGCAGCAAUCAUAGCAGUCCUCCGCUUUGUGGUGCUGCAUGCACAGCAGCAGCAGCAGCAACACCAGCAACAACAGCCACAAAGGAAGCAGCAGCAGCGUACCCUGGCGCAGGUUGUUCACCAAGCCAUCAGCAGACAGCAGCAGCAGCAGCAGCAGCUACCGCUGCUGCUACAGCAGCAGCAGCAGCUGCCGCCAUUUGCUGCCUUGCUGCUGUCUUAUAUACCUAUAGAGAUGCCUAUACACCCCAAGAGAUUGCUGCAGCACUUACCAGCUAUUACUAACGCACUUAAGGGAUGGGCUGCUGCUGCUGCUGCUCUUCGGCUGCAGCAGCGGCAGCAGUUGCUGCGUCGCGCCUUUGAUGCCUUAAUAGUUGUUACACGUACGGUGUCUCUGCAGCAGAGAGCCUUUUGUGGUUGGCGGGUCUUUGCUGCAGCAGCAGCGCAGCAGCGGCAGCACGAGGAAGCUGCUGUUGCUGCGCUGCAGCGGAAGCAGCUGCAGCGUUUCUUCUAUUUGCUGCAGAGAACCUAUAGGGAGCGCCGCCGUGCUGCUGCAUGCAAGGAAGCGUCAAUGCUGCUGCAGCAGAAGCAUUUGCUCCGCCGAGCAUUCUUCUCUCUCCGAGCCAAUGUUGCGGAGGAGAAGAAGAUAAGGAAGGCGCGUGCUGUCUGUCAGCAGCUGCAGCAGCGGCAGCUGUUGUGGCUGUGGUGGACAGUUGCUGCUUCUGCUGCUGCGCUGCAGCACAUGGCUUUGCUGCUGCAGCAGCGGCGAGCACAGCAGCAGCUCCGAUGUAUUUUUACUGCAUGGAGGGAAGCAGAGGGCCGCAGCAGGCUGCUGCGCCAGAAGCAGCUGAUGGUGGAGCAGCAGCAGCAACGGCUGCUGCUGCAGCAGACUAUCACUACAUGGCGGAAGGCAGAGAAGCUGCAGCAGCAAGAAAAUCUGCUGCAGCAGCAGCAGCAGCAACACUGCAAGCAGCAAGUGCUGCAGGCGUGGCUGUCUCUUCUUGUGUCAGUGCGGCUGCGGGUGUUGCAUGCACGUGGAGCUGUGCUGCAAGGAGUGCUGCUGCGCCUGCUGGCUUCCUGGAGGCGGCGAGCAGCAGCAAGACGGCGCGGCUUGUUGGUGCAGCAGCAGCAGAAGACACGAUUGGUUGCUGCUGCUUAUACGGGUUGGAAGCAGCAGCACCAGGAGGAGCAACAAAGGAAGCUUCGGCUGCAGCAGGGCUUCGAGUUGCUGCAGCAGCAGCAGCGAAGGAGACUCCGUGCUGCGCUGCAAUGCAUGCGCGAAGCAGUAGCCCGCAGCCCGUUAGAGCAGCAGGCUGCUGCUGCAGUGCAGCGACGGCAGCAGAAGCUGCUGCUGCAGCAGACAUGGAGGCUAUGGCAGCAAGCAGCACACAAGCAGCACCUGCUGCUGCGGCUGGGUGUCGUUGCUGCUAACUAUAAGGCACGGCUAGCACUGCAGCAGCUGCGCAUGCAUGCUGCAGCAGAAGCAGCACUGCAGCAAACCCUCCUACCCUUCUAUGAGAGCAGCAGCAAGCUGCUGCUGCGCCGCUGCUUCCGACAGUGGGCUGCUGCUGCAGCACGGAAGCAGCAUCUGCAGCAGGCAGCAGCCAAAGUUGAGCUGCUGCAGCAGCGAAGGGCUAAGGAAGCCUUCGUGGCUUGUGCAGCAGCAGCUGCAGCAGCGAGUUGCUUUUGCUGCUCUUCGUCUGCAUGCAAAGCAUGCAUCCGUGGUGCUGCUGCUCGUGCUGCUGCUGUCCCGAGGGUCGAGGAUGGCGCUGCUGCGUUUUGGCUGGCAGCAGCUGCUGCUGCACAGGGAGAGAGGACAGCAGCAAGAGGUCAGUUCGUCACUGCAGCAGCAGUAGUAGUAGCAGCAGCAGCAGCAGCAGCAGUAGUGGCAUACACUACUACAGCGGGAGCAGUAGCAGCAGUAGCAGCAUCAGUAGUAGCAGCAGCUGUAGCAGCAGCUGCAGCAGCAAAGCGUGGCGGUUGUUGUGUUGCUUCUGUCUGUUUGCAGCUGCAGGCUGCUGCUGCGCUGCAGCAGCACGAGAGGAAGCUGCAGCAGCGGGUAUUUGCUGCAUGGCGUGAGCAGCAGCAGCAACGGCAGCAACAGAGGGACAGGAAGCAAAAGCUGAAGGAGCAGCAGCAGCAGCUGCAGCAAAUGCACCGCAUGCGGCUGCAGCAUAGAGUGCUUGUUGCUUGGCUGCAGCGGCUGCUGCGACCAGUGCAGCAGCAGCAAACAGCAGCAGCACUUAAGGAAAGGUGCAACAGGAAACUGCUGCUGCUGAUGCUGCAGCAGUGGCGUGCUGCUGCUGCUGCAGCGCAGCGCCGUCGUCUUGCUGCCGGUGAGGAAUUAUUGCAGCAGCUUCCUGCAACACCACCUGCUGCUGCUGCCAUUCGUGCUGCUGCUGCUGUUGUUGUUCUUGCUGCUCCUCCUCCCUUAUCUUUAAUGCGUGUGUUCGCUGCUGUUGCUGCUACUGCUGCUGCUGCUGCUGCUGCUGCAGAGAGAGUGCGUCAGCAAUCUGCGCUGCGGAGUCUUCGGGCGAAUUUUGCUUGUCUAAGGAAUACUGCAAGGAGGCAGCAGCAGCAACGGUUGCGGCUGCUGCAUGCGUUGCUGCUGCUGCCGGUGCAGCUGCCCCUGGUGCCAGCACCCGCGGCAGCAGCAGCAGAAGCAACAACAGCAGCAGGUGCAGCAGCUACAGAGAGUCUUCCUCUUGUCCCCCGUGCCCUGCUGCAGUCACUUGCUGGCGAGUUGGUGACACCGCAGCAACAGCAGCAACAACAGCAGCAGCAACAGCAGCAGCAGAAGAAGGUGCAGCAGCGAACUCCAUCUACCGCAGCGCCCGAGUCUGCAAUGGGCCUUCAAGAGCAGCAGCAGCAACAGCAGCAGCAGCAACAGCAACCGAAGCAGCAGCAGGACGGCCUGUCCCCACCGCCACUGCAACUUCCAGCAGCCCGUAGCGCAGACAGUAAGAAGAAUAUCCAAGCAGCAGCAGCAGCAGCAACAGCAGCAGCAGCAACUCCUGGUUCCUUAUGGGCAUCACAAGAUUCAACAGCAGCAGACUCUGAUGAUUUGCUGUCGUCACGCCGCAGCAGCUGCGCGCUGCUGCUGCUGCUGCGGGAGCUUUCUAAUGGAACAACAGCAGCAGCAACAGCAGCAGCAGCACCAGCAGCAGCAAAUGCUGACGCUGUUGAUACAUCCACGGAUGCCCUGGAAGGAGAUGGCUCCUGCCUGCCGCAGCAGCAGCAGCAGCAGUUGCUGCUACUGAGUAAGUCCGUCCUCCAGCAGCAGCAGCAGCAGCAGCAAGGAAGCGCUGCAGAAGCCAUCGCCGCGAACGUGACUGCGCAGCAACACCUCCUCGACAUUGACAGCAGCAGCAGCAGCAGCAGCAGCACUCAAUGGAAGCUGCUGCUGCCACGAGAGAUGCUAGCAGCAACUUGGCACUCUGUGCGUCUUGUUAGGCGUUGCUUCUUGCUAUGGCAGCAAUAUAAGACAGCAGAUUUGCUGCGGCGGCAGCAGCAGCAGCAGCAGGUGCUGCAGCUAAGGAGCCAGCUGCAUCUGCUGCAGCUGCAGCAAACUUGGAUAGCCUGGCGCUGUGCCUUGCAGCAGCGGAUUAAUGAUGAUGCUGCUGCAGCGCAACAAUUGUCGCUGCUGCUGCUGCGGCGGCUGCUGCUUAGCUGGCGGCGUUUAGCGGAGCCCCGCAUGCAGCGGUCUGCUUCUGUUGCUGCUGCAAUACAGCAGCAGCAGAAAAAAAAUACCUUUGUUGCUGUGAUAGCAGCAUGGAGACAACGGACCUGGAAGCAGCGCCAGUUGCGGCGUGCUGCUGCUGCUGCUUCUGCCUUGUGGUCUACUCGGGUUUCCUCUGAGGUGUUCGCGCUAUGGGCAACUGCAGCACGGCUGCAUGCGCUUGAGACACAGCUUCGACAGCAGCAGCAGCACCGGCUGCUGCAGCAGGUGCUGUCCUCCUGGCGACUUUGCUUCCUGGGUCGGCGUCUUGCUGCUGUGGUGGUGAUGGCGCAGCAGCAGCCGCUGCUGCGACGGGGUUGGCAACACCUGCGUCUGCAUGCAUUUUGCAGCAGACUGCAGCAGCAGACGCUGCAGCGCGCAUUUGCUGCGCUGCUGCAGGCAGUCAACAUGCGGCGAAGACUUGAGUGGUGUCAGGCAUGCGCCACCUUGCAGCAAGCCGUGAGGAGACAGCACGAAGUAUUUGAGCAAUGGCGUUGGCUGCUGCUGCAGCGGCAGCGUGCUGCUGCUUUGCGGUCUGUUGGUGCUGCUGCUGCUGUGCUGCUGCGGCUAAGUCGUUGUUUUGUUGCAUGGAGGGACCUUGCUGCAGCAAAACAGCAGCAACGGCAGCAGCAGCUGCAGCUGCUGCAGCAGAAGCAGCAGCUACAAGGGCCCCAUGGCAGGGCCUUAGCAGCCAGGUGUCUCCGCAUGUGGCGAUUAGCGUAUAGACUGCAGCAGCUGCUGCAGCGUCGUGCUGCUGCUGUUGCAUCCAAGACCUUCUGGGCCCUUAGAGAGGCCCUUAGAGUGCAUGCAGAAAGGCAGCAGCACAUGCGUCAGGUGCAGCAGCAGCAGCAGCAGCAGCUGAAGCAAAGGGUGUUGCAUGGCUGGCAGCAGCUGCUGCAGUGCUGCUGCUAUUAUCGGCAGCAGCUGCUGCGGCGGGCCUUUGCUGCGCUGCGCUUCUCGGCUUGUGUGGCGCGCAGCAUUUUGCUGCUGAUUGCAUGCGUGCAGCGACUGCAGCAGCAGCAGCAGCGGGAGGCGCUGCAGCUGCUGUAUCAGCGGAUGCUGCGCACAAAGAAGCUGCAGCAGCUGCUGCGAGCAGCAGCAGGACAGCGACUGCAGCAAGGACUGCAGGAACUUAAGCAUGCUGUGCAGGUUCGUUGCGGCCUGGUGCUGCAUCGCAUGCAGCAGCACGCGAUGAAGCAGGAGCAGCUGCAGCAGUUUGCUGCAGCAAGGGAGCAGCGGCAGCAGCAGGAAACAAUGUAUAAAGCAUUUGCUGCCUGGAGGCGAUUUGCUGCAGCAAGGCAGCAUGCAGCAAGAGCAGCAGCAGCACUGCAGCAGCUACGUGAGGAAGCAGGGCCUCAGCUGCUGGUGAUGGGGUGUCUGCAUCGAUGGUUGCAUGCGCUGCACAAGGUGCAGCAGCAAAGGAAGGCUGCUGCUGCACUGCAGCAGCUGCAGCUACGUCACUGGUUUGCUGCAUGGCAUGCUGCGCUGCUGGAUGUAAGAGACGCGCAGCAGCUGCAGCAGCAAGCGCUGCAGCUGCAGCGCCAAUGGAAGAUACGCCGUCUGCUGCUGCUGCUGCAGGAGCAGCAACAGGAAGCAGAAUGGAAGGCAUGGUGUAUCCUUAGAGCAGAUGCAUUCCUGCAGCUGCUGCAGCAACGCCAGCAAGCAGAAGUGCUGCUGCAGUGGCGCAGCUAUUUGAGGCGGCAGAAGAAUCUGCGUGCAUGCGCGCAGCAGGUGCAGCAGCAGCAGCAGCAACGGUUGCUGCGUUGGUCUCUGGAGCACAUGAUUACUGCUGCAGCAAAGGGCCAACGACUCAGCCUUGCUGCUGCAGCAGUGCAGCAGCAGCACAGGCUGCUGCUGCUGCGCACCCUGUGGGGCCAUUGGCGGUCUCUGUGUCGCUAUGCACAAGCAGCGACAGCAUUGCUGCAGCAUUUCCUGCUGCUGCAGCACGUUAGGAAGCAAAGUCGGGUAUUGUCCUUCUGGUUAGCAUAUGCAGCAAAGCGCAGCAGAUUGAGGAGAGCAGCAACAGCACUGCAGCUGCAGCAGCAGCAGCAGCAAGACAGUGCUGCUGUGUCGCUGGAGCAGGCUUUUGGGGAGUGGCGACAACUCGUGCUGCAGCGACAGCAGCAGCGCCAAGAGGCGCAGCAGCGGCUGCAGCAGCUGCUGCUGCUAAGACAUCAGCAGCAAAUGAGGAGACUUCUCUUAUAUUGGGGAGCAGCAGCUAAACACAGAGCAGCUGCUAGGAAGGCGGUGCUGCAACGCAUUGCCGUCUUCCACCAGCACCAGCAGCAGCAACAGCAGCAGCAACAGCAGCAAAAUGUGCUGCUGCUGCCUCCGCCAACCCUGAGUGGGAGACGACGUGCUGCUUCUUUGAGUAGCAGCAGCCGCCUAACCAGCAGCAGCAACAGCGAUAGCAGCAGCAGCCGCAGAAGCAGAAGCAGCAGCAGCAGCAGCAGCAGCAACGACAGGAUUGAAGCUCGCUCGCGCCCUCCCCAGAGACUGCGGUGGCAGGACACAAGCUACACAGCAGCAGCAACAGCAGCAGCAGCAGCAGCAGCAACAGACACAGCAGAAGCAGAAGAAGAAGCAGAAGUAUCUGAUGAGACAUCAAGCUCGUCAUCUCCCACAGCGUCAAACCACCACCACCAUCAGCAGCAGCAGCAGCAACAGCAGCAGCAGCAGCAGCAGCAGCAGGAUGAGGCACUAAGUCUAUCUUUUUCUCGUGAGGCAUUCCUCUCUCAUUCACAAACAUCAGAAGAUGAUUUGCUGCUGCAGCAACGAUGGCGGCAGCAAAUGCAUCAGGAGCAGCGGAGGCAGCCACGUCUUAUGACGCCACCAGAGCAACUGCAGCAGCAGCAGCAGCAGCAAACCCAGCAGCAGGAGCAGCAGCAGCAGCAGCAGCAAAGGCGACAGCAGGGGUUGGCGUUCGGUUAUCCUCUCCCUAGUUCGUCAUUACAUCUUGAAGAUCUUGAAGAUGAUACACCGCAUGGAACAGCAGCAGCAGCAGCAACAGCAGCAGCAAGGGCAGCAGCAGCAGCAGCAACUGUUGCUGCUGCUGCAACCUCAAGACAUAUUGUUUCUUCACGCCAUUCUGCUGGGACACGCCCAAGGAGCAGCAGCAGAAACAGCAGCCGCCGCAACAACAACAGCAACACCAGCAGCAGCAGCAGCAACAGGAACAGCAGCAAUAGCAGCAACAGCAGCAGCAACACCGGCAGCAGCAGCGCAGUUACUUUGCCCCCUCGGCGCAGCAGCCACCUCCCUUAUAGACAGAUGCACCCAGAGAUAUUUGACAGCAGCAGCAGCAGCAACAGCAGCAGCAGCACUAGCAACAACAACGACAAAAUCAGCAGCAGCAGCAGCAGCAGCAGUGACAAUACAGCAGAUAGCAGUCAGUGGCGCAACAGCGCCCUUAGCGGACUCUUAGACGAUGCUGCUGCUGCUGCUGUUGGCAGUAGACAGCAGCAGCAGCAGCAGCAGCACGAGCAGCUGCAACACCUUCGGGUGUCUCGACGGCGGUCGAUGAGCUCCGUAAGCGCAGCAAGAUAUCAGAGCAGCAGCAGCAGCAGCAGCAGAAACGGAGCGCUAAGUGACGCGAGCAGAAGAGUGGCGAGGCGACGCAGCAGCAGCAAGAGGCGUAGACGCAGCAGCAGCAACAGCAGCAGCAGCAGCAGUGGUGAUGAGUUUGCCCGUACUGCUGCGCUGCCUCCUUCACCAUAUUAUGUAGCAGCAGACAAGCUGCCUAGACACCGAAGGUCCCUGCAUGCACUACAGCAGCAGCAGCAAGAGCAGCAGCAAGAGCAGCAGCAGCAGGAUGCUGCUGAUGAUACUGCCUCUCGUGCAGAUAGCGAACUCCUCUUACGUAAAGCUUGGGAGGGAGAGCUGCCGCAGCAGCAGCUGCUGCUGCAGCUGCGGCAAGACGUCCGAGCUGCAACAGCAGCAGCUGCUGCUGCUGCAGCAACAGCAGCAGCAGCAACAACAGCAGCAGCUGCAGCAGCAGCGAGUACGCCGCCGCAAGAAGACAGCAAUUAG
This is a messenger RNA of Eimeria maxima, 9312 nucleotides long. RefSeq lists its product as hypothetical. The transcript is spliced from 16 exons. The record is from RefSeq and is a predicted model, not a curated record. Bases 1 to 9312 code for a protein of 3103 amino acids. Lineage: Eukaryota; Apicomplexa; Conoidasida; Eucoccidiorida; Eimeriidae.